This is a messenger RNA of Onychostoma macrolepis, 3254 nucleotides long. It is a transcript of the gene nat14, whose product is annotated as N-acetyltransferase 14 (GCN5-related, putative). The record is from RefSeq and is a predicted model, not a curated record. The transcript has 3 exons. Gene Ontology annotation, molecular function: N-acetyltransferase activity. The coding region runs from base 248 to 1093 and encodes 281 amino acids. NCBI's taxonomy places the organism in Eukaryota, Metazoa, Chordata, Actinopteri, Cypriniformes, Cyprinidae.
UAACGCGCACAUGUGUCAAAUCCAUACAGGACGCAUGCGCUCUAGCGUUGAAAGCGUAAACCGCUAUGUGCGCAUCUAGACUACGCAGUUUGCGCAGUGUCGUAUUCCCGGAUGAGGAUUGGUUGAAAUUGCAUUCCAUGCGGGAAGACAACGUCCCUCAAACACUGCAAGUAACAUCGACUACAGAGGGCAUUUUUGCAUUACUUUGCUUUUAAAGCACUCACGGCUUCUCUGAAUAUUGGGCAAGAUGGUUAGAUUGGACCUUGGUGAUGUACAUCUGCGCAGGAUGCAGGAGAAGGACAUUGAUGCUGUAAAGGCUCUCAUCAAGGAAGGAUGUGAGGGAACAGAGAACCGCCUGAUUCUUUACCUUCUGACUCGUCCUCUCGCUCUCCUCAUGCUGGCCAUACUCUCCUCCAUCCUCCGCUGUGUACUGCACUCUUUUAUCUUGGCCUUGGUUGCUCCCGUCUUCAUCUUCAUCAUCUACCUCAAACUCACCAUACCGCGGUCGGUGGGCAUCUUGGGCUCCAGCAGGCCAUACUGGGACUACAUGGGUAGCAGUUACCAAGCAGACACAGAGCCAGAUCUAUCCAAUCCUCACGCUGGCAGAGCCAAACUGGAGAAAACCAGACGGCGUAAAAAACCCAAAGAAAAGGAGAAGGACAAGACAACCGAGAGAGAACAUGUGGAUGAGGAUGAGCUGAAGGAGAGGGCGAAGGUUGCUGGUGAGGUGUGGGUGGCGGACUCUGAUGGGGAGAUUAUGGGAUGCGUGGCUAGAGACGGUUGGAGUCGGGACGGUGUAUGUAGGAUCUGCAGGCUGGUGGUCCAGAGUUGGUACCGCAGAGAGGGACUGGGUAGACUGCUGGUGCAGGGACUGGAGUCCAGAACAAAGCAGAGUGGCAUACGCCGGGUCUAUGCCCAUGUGCCAUUUCCAUCCAAAGUGGGAGAAGCUUUCUUCAGGAGGCUGGGUUAUCGUCUGCAGGGCGAGACUGCAGGGACUACUGGAGAGGAGGAGGAGGAGGAUGAUGAUUAUGAGGAGCCAGAGAAGGGUUGGUUGGGUUUCCCUUUAACUAAAGUGUUUGUUAAGGAUCUAUAAGUCACACUGAAACAGGAACGAAAGGCUUUCUUUGCUAGACAAGGCAACACAUAAUUUAACAAAUAUUCUGGGUUCAAUACACAUUAUGCUCAAUAAACCUGUGGUGUAAUGUUAAUGGUGACCACAAAAAAACAUUUAAAAAACAACAUCUCCAAGAUGCUCCCAAGAGACCUACCCACAAAGCUACAAUACUGUUAAAAGUUUUUCAUGUUUUAGGCACUUGUGUAAAAAUGCUGUAAAAUUAGGAUGCUGUCAAAAAUAUUUUUUUUUAUAAAUUAACUUCUAUUAACUAUAAACUAAUUCAACAUUUGUUGUGACCAUCCUUUGCAUUUAAAGCAGCUUUUGCCCUCGGUGCACUUGCGCAUAGUUUUUCAGUUAGCUUUGCAGGUAGGUCUCUUGAAGCAUCUUGGAGACAUUGCCACAGUUCUUCUGGAUUUAUUCUGUUUCUUCAUGUCAUUCCAGACAAGUGGAUGUCAUUCCAGUGGAUGAUGAUCAGAUCAGACAAAAAUCUCACUGGAUUAUUACAAUUAAUGGCAAAAUGAAUGUUUGGAAAUGUAAACCGAUAUUUCCUACUGACACACUACAGUAAAACAUAGAAAUAACUGACUUAAAACCAUUUUUUAGCUGCUGAAAAUACUACCGUUCUGAUCACUUUGGCCACAACUGUAACUUAGCAAGCAAUUUUUUCAAACUAAGAAUCAUGUUGACAUGCAUAUUGUUUACGUCUUGUGGCUUUACUAUUGAAAAAGUCAAUAUUUUACCACUGGCUCCAUUGUAAGUAACCAAGAUUUUUUUUUUUUUUUUAAGUAGUGAAAUGGAAGUAGUUGCAGAUCUUUGAAUUGUGAUGCACAUCCAAGAGUAACAGAUCGAAAACGAAAAAUUAGUUAUUUUUGAAUAGGAUUAAUUCAUGAUUAUAUCCAUAACAUGCAUUUAAUGGACCAUGUAAGGUUUUGCCACUAUAUAUAAAAAUCAUUUCUAUUGUUAUGUAAGAGCAUUUUAAUGUUUUUGAACGUUACAGAAAUCAUCUCUGGGUUGCGAAGCCUGAGCCUGAAAGGACAAUCAGUCAUUUGACUUGACUUAUUGUUUAUAGCAUGGAUUGCUUUAUUUAUUUAUUUAUUUUGGACAAAGAUAGUGAUUUACAUGUGUUUACCUUGUUUAUUCACCUUAUUUAUUAUCUUGUAUUUAUGAGUGAAUUUGAGGGGUUUUGUGAAAACAUUUUGUACGUUUCCCUUGACUGCUGAUGAAUAUGCUUUUUUUAAAUGCAUAAAUAAAGGUUUUGUCCCUCAAGUUUCUCGUGCCAUUCAAUUCUGCUAAAACUCUUUUAAUUAAGCUUACAGUGUACUGGUGAAUGUAAAGAAUGUAUGUGUCUUCGGUGUAGACCUUUUAAUGUGUUUCUACCAAGCAUGGUUAUCUCUUUUUCUGCUUCACUGAUCUUUCUGUACCAAUAUAUCUGUGGUUUUGCUGCACUGAAAUGCUCUGAUAGAUUUUACCAGAAGCAAACCUAGGAACAACACUACAAAGUCAUCGCGAAUUGAGUUAAAUCUCUCAUAUCCAGCCCGUUUGCUUUAAAUUUUCUGCAAAAGCCACUGCAAGUACAGUUAAUUCCCGCAUGCUAAAUGUGUGUGGGUGGAUACAGUUUAGUGACGCUGAGUGUAUUUGAAACUAAGAGCUGCUCAUGCUGUGUGGUUAGCUUUAAACACCAGCUAUACCUUAACCACUCACACUACUACCCAACAGCACCUUUGGCUGUCAUUCACCACCGGAUGUUUAUACAGUUCUCUGUGUGGUCGGGUUGAUGCUCACCUGCAACAGAAAGCUGCACUGUCACGUUUAAGGCUUUCGCUGCUUAAUGUUUACCCAAAACAUUUAACUAUUGUUUAGAAACCACACUUUAGUGAAAAAGGACACUUAAGCAUACUUCUAAAAAGAAUGCUUAUUAUUGUAACAACACACUUUAAAAUAAUAUACUGAAAUGCAAACUACAUCAAAUAUUAUCAGACACUGGACUGUAUAUUAAUUGCAAUUAAAUGGAAAUGUGUUAUAUUUUAAAUGCAAUCACCUGAACUUUAGAGGGCUUUUUGACCCACUUAAGUAGGGGUAGGUAUAGUUCACCUAAAAUUCUGUCAUCAUUUACUCACCCUCUACUUGUUAUAAACUUGGA